UUAAACUAAAAAAAAAAAAAAUCCUAUAGAUCUCUCCCAUUUUUAUUAAGAUUGGAAAUAAUUCAAGCAUAUACUCAAAGAUAUCGUGGUCCUUCCAAACCUUGACUUUUCCUUGUACUUUUCUUUUUCUUUGUCCCUCACUGGUGAACUUCAAUCUCUUGGGAUUAUCGCUUUAUGUAAUGUUUAAGCUUCAUUAAUUUGUUUCCUUGUUCUAAAUUUCCUUCAAGCUCAUCUCCUCGCUACCAGGCGAUGAACCCAAUGAUAUUUAACAGGGAAAAGAAAGUUAUAAUGGAUGAUAUGAGCCCAAAGUCAAGCUCUGGGAGAUUUCGAAAAUGGUUCAAAAGGAAGCACAAGAACAAGCAGAAGCACAAGGAACCUGAUCCUUACAACUACCUGGAUGGACUUUCAGAUGGAGAAGAUGAAGGUGAUUAUAUCAUGGAAGAUGUUUACAUUAGUUCGUUUGAAAUGGAUCCAUGCACUUCGACCAAUGAGUUAAGAAUUUUUGUGGGAACUUGGAAUGUUGCUGGAAGAUCUCCUGUAGGAAGUUUAGCUGUUGAUUUAGAAGAGUGGUUGAAACCCCAGGAUGCUGCUGAUAUCUAUGUUCUCGGAUUUCAAGAGAUCGUACCAUUGAAAACUCGAACCGUGAUCGGAGCGGAAGAUCCGACUGAAGCAACAAAUUGGAAUUUGUUAAUAGGAAAAACACUAAAUGAAAACUUUGGUUGCCCUUGGUUGACUCCCAUGUUGAAUCCGGUCUCAAGUGACAACUACCAGUAUGUCAAAGUUCCUGACUGUGAAAGAAGAGCAAGUUUCAGUGGCGUAAUUGAUAGCACACUGAUGAGAGGGAGGUGGAUAACUCAGUACCAUCAGCAACUAGUUCUUGGUGGCAGCAAAUACAAGCUAAUGGCAAGCAAGAAAAUGGUUGGAGUUUUUAUAAGUGUAUGGAUGAAGAAGGAAUUGCUGAAGAAAUACUGUGUUUCAAAUGUGAAAGUUAGUUCAGUGGCCUGUGGAAUCAUGGGCUAUUUGGGAAACAAAGGUUCAGUGUCUGUUAGUAUGUCAAUUGAAGGUACCAGCUUUUGCUUCAUUGCUGCUCACUUGGCUUCAGGUGAGAAGAACGGUGAUGAAGGUCGAAGGAACCGUCAAGUUUCCGAGAUUUUUAAGCGAACUUCUUUUCCUCUAUCAGCCAAAGAUGAUGACAAUCGACAUCCUCUCACCAUCUUAGGACAUGAUCAGAUAUUCUGGUUCGGAGAUCUCAACUAUAGGCUAGACUUGGAAGACAAUUUAGCUAGGGAUCUGAUAAAGAAGCAAGACUGGAAAGCACUGCAGGGUUUCGAUCAGCUUCGAAAGGAACAAGAAGAUGGAGGAGUGUUUGAAGGUUGGAGAGAAGGGAACAUCAAAUUUGCACCAACAUACAAGUAUUCUUCAUCAAAUUGCAAUCGUUACUCGGGUGGCCUUCCCAACAGAUCAGGAGAGAAACAAAGGACUCCAGCAUGGUGUGAUAGAAUUCUGUGGUAUGGAAAAGGAGUGAAACUUUUAUCUUACUUUCGCAGUGAAAGUAAGUUUUCUGAUCAUCGGCCUGUCUCUGCUCAAUUCUCAACACAGAUAGAAGUCAUGAAAUCCACCAAUUCAAGAUUUCUAGACAAGGAAACCAAUUUUCAUAAUAUUAUGCCUCCAGAACAGAUUUGUUUUCAUUGCAGGGACCAAGCAUAAACAAAGAAGAAGGCAAACCUACAUUACUAUCUUUGAUUGUAAAGGAUACAGAAUCAUCUUCAACACAUAUGCAAGUAGAUACAAAUUAUUAAAGCAGAUUCGGCAGGCCUACAGCUAAAUUGUUUAACUAUAGGUCGGCUUUGAGGAGGCAUCAUUAUUUCUUAAUCUUCUUUCAUCUCUUACUUUUUGUCAGACAUGGUUAUAUGAAUUGGCUAUGAGUUGGAUGUAGAGAUGUAACCUAGUGCUUAUAAUACUAUAAAUGCAAAGAGAAGUUCCUAAUGAAUUGAUAAUUGAAUAAGAA
Molecule: messenger RNA, 2008 nt
Organism: Gossypium arboreum
Lineage: Eukaryota; Viridiplantae; Streptophyta; Magnoliopsida; Malvales; Malvaceae
Product: type IV inositol polyphosphate 5-phosphatase 6-like
Exons: 8
Coding region: 250-1707 (485 amino acids)
Biological process (GO): phosphatidylinositol dephosphorylation
Molecular function (GO): phosphatidylinositol-3,4,5-trisphosphate 5-phosphatase activity; phosphatidylinositol-4,5-bisphosphate 5-phosphatase activity; inositol-polyphosphate 5-phosphatase activity
Source: RefSeq, a predicted model, not a curated record